AUGAAAAAAAAGGUUGAAAAACAAAAAAAGUUAUUAGAAUAUGAAAAAGGAUAUUCUUCAAAUGAAGUAAAAAUGCGAAAUAUGUUUUUUUUCAAAAGUAUACGAAAUAAGAAUCAUUUAUUUUUGGUUUUUCUAUUAUUCUUGUUUGUUUGUUUUUCAUGUAUAAAUUUUACACAAUGUCAAAUAACAAAAAAGAAAGUAUCAGUAAGUGAAAUAAAUUUCGAUAGUGCAGUGGAUGAUGUUCAAUGGUGUGGUAAUAAUCAUAUGACAGUUUUAGUAAAAACUGUAAAGGGAAGAUUAUAUAGGAGUUCAGAUGGAGGAAAAAUAUGGACUAAUAUAACUGGAAAUUUAUUGGAUAAAGAAAAUAAUAAAAAUGAUCCAUCAUCAAAUCAUACGAAUGAAAUGACUACUGUAGAUCUUAUAAUGGUUAAUUCAGUAAACAAAAAUAUAGUAUUAAUUAUAGGAAAUCAAAAGAAUCAUUAUAUAUCUGAAGAUUCAGGAGAAACAUUUAGAUUAUUGAAUUAUCAAAAUAAAAUCAACUUUUGGCAGUUUCAUAGUACUAAAACUCAUUGGGCCUUAGUUUCCUCAUGGACAGAAGCUUGUUAUUCUAAUGAUGAUAAUAGUGGUGAAUGUAUGCAGACCUUAUCAUUAACAAAAGAUUUAGGUAGAACAUUUCAAUUAAUUGAUAUAUAUGUUGUACAAUUUAAUUGGGGAGAUAAAGAAUCACAUUUAGAAGAUACCAUUUAUUAUACUCGACAUAAAAAUAGAAAUGGUCAUCAACAAAGAUUUAGUGGAUGGUCUAAAGAUGUUGAUUUUGUUGCUACUCAUAAUUUUGGAAAAUCUGUUGAUGUAUUAGUUAAACAAGGAAAUAAAUUUUUAAUAUCUAAUGGAUAUAUUUUUGUUGCAAAAUUAAAUGAUGUUAUAAAACAAACUGUUAAUAUGAUGGUUUCAACUGAUGGAGGUAAAACUUUUAAUAAAGCAAACUUACCAGAAAAUAUACAUGAAAAAUCAUAUACUGUUUUAGAUACAUCAGAAGGUUCUAUUAUGCUACAUGUAAAUCAUGGAACAUCAUCAGAAAAAAUUAAUACAGGUAACGUAUAUAUAUCAGAUCCUUCAGGUUUAAAUUAUACAUUAUCAUUACCUAAUAAUAUUAGAACCUCUUCUGGGGAAUGUGAAUUUGAUAGAGUGUUAAGUUUAGAUGGAGUUUAUAUUGCCAACUUUUUAGAUGUUAAUGAUGAAAUUAAAGAUGAAGAUUUGAGAUUCCAAAAUUUUAAGUCAGCUAUUGAAGAAGAUAUUGCUCCAUUUGAGACUAAUACAGAAAAAAGAAAAAAACAAUAUUCGAAAGGAAAAAAUGAAGAUGCUGUUAGAACUGUUAUUUCGUUUAAUAAAGGUGGAGAAUGGUCAUAUUUGAAAGCUCCUAAAGUUGAUAGUAGAGGAAACAAAUAUGAGUGUGGUGAUAAUUGUUAUUUACAUUUACAUGGAAUUACAAAUUAUCAUCAAUAUGCACCUUUCUAUUCAAUAGAAAAUGCUGUAGGUAUUAUAAUGGGAACAGGUAAUGUAGGUAGCCAUUUAAGAUAUGAAAGUGAUGAAGUAAAUACAUUUUUAUCAAGAGAUGGUGGUGUAACAUGGAUUGAAGCUCAUAAAGGACCAUAUAUUUAUGAAUAUGGUGAUUAUGGUGGUUUAAUUGUUAUGGCUGAUGAUUUACGUAAAACAAAUCAAAUUGUAUUUAGUUGGAAUGAAGGACAAAGUUGGUUUGAUUUUGAAUUAGGACAAUUUUCUAUUGAUGUUGAUAAUAUUGUCGCAGAACCUAAUUCUGCAUCUGUAGAAUUUCUUGUAUAUGGUACCAGAAAUGAUGUAGGUGUUUUAUAUCAUCUAGAUUUUAAUGCUCUUGGUCAACCUUUAUGUAAAGGUUUAUGGGCAGCAGAUUCCGUCUCCUCAGAUUAUGAAACAUGGUCCCCUACCAGUGGAAAUUUCAAUGAUAAGUGUAUAUUAGGUAGAAAAAUUACCUACACGAGAAGAAAACAAACAUCAGAAUGUUUUAAUGGAAAAGACUUAAAAAGAACAGUUGAUAAAAAACCAUGUGAAUGUACACCAGAAGAUUAUGAAUGUGAAACAGGUUUUACAAGAAAAAUCGGAAGUUAUGAAUGUAAGCCAAAUGAUCCAACAUUAACCAUUGAAGGAUGUACCAGCAGUUCAUACUUUUAUGCAAAUGCAUAUAGAAAAGUUCCUGGUGAUAUAUGUGUUAAUGGAUGGGUUCCUGAAAAGGUUCCAGUCCCCUGUCCUUCCUAUGCACCAUUUAAUAAAACUGCUAAGUCAAUAUUAUUUAUAAUAUUCAUCAUGGGUAUAGUCAUGCUUAUAAUUACUUAUAUCUGCAGAAAUCCUAAGUUUAAAAACUUAUUUUAUAAUUAUGGUUUCGAUACAUUUGAAAAUGUCAAAUAUUCAGUUAUUAAAACCAAAAGAGGAAAUGUCAGCAAUAAUGUAUUUGAACCAGAAAUGGAAUUCAUAGAUGCAGAACAGGAUGAUAAUGAGGAAGAUGUCCCUACACUUUUACCAUAUUCAAAUGAUAGAAACAGAUCAACAAAUAAAGAUUUUACAUUAGCUAGAAAUAGAACAAACCAAAAUAAUAAUAUAACAUCAAGAAAUAUAUCACCUUCCAAAAAUUAUGCUGAUAAUAUUGAAUUAUUAUAA
Molecule: messenger RNA, 2688 nt
Organism: Plasmodium adleri (nom. inval.)
Lineage: Eukaryota; Apicomplexa; Aconoidasida; Haemosporida; Plasmodiidae
Product: sortilin
Exons: 4
Coding region: 1-2688 (895 amino acids)
Biological process (GO): post-Golgi vesicle-mediated transport
Cellular component (GO): membrane; Golgi apparatus
Molecular function (GO): protein binding
Source: RefSeq, a predicted model, not a curated record